AUGAAGGUGCGUUCGAUCACGUACUUCCACGCCGCGGGCUCGCUGGACGAGGCCACCGACAUCAUGCGCACGGCCGGCCGGGUCCUCGCCACGGCCAAGUCCGUGGUCUUGGCCGCGGGGUUCGAGGUGCAGACCGUGCGGGCGGCCACGAAUUCCUUCGAGGACUUCCUGCCGGCGGGCUUGCCCGCGGCCGACGCCGCGAAGGCGCUGGCCCGGCUGGAGGCGGCGGCCGAGGGUGUCGACUUCGUCUCUGUGGGACCUGCGGUCGCGCGCCUGGACGUGAUGGAGCUGGCGCUAGGAGGCGAGACCCAGAAGACCUUCUUCACGGUGCCCGUGGCGCUGACUGAUGCCGGCGUGCCGGACCGCGCCAGGGCACUGGACGCUGCGGGGGUCGUCUGCCGCCUGGGCGCAAAGGCUCCGGUCAAGACCUCGCAGGUACCCGAUCUCUUCCGCCUGACGGUGACCAGCAAUUUGGACGCCGGCACUCCGUACUUCCCUGGCGCCUUCUGGCAGAAGGGCAGGGCGCCCGCGCUGGCGCUGGCGCUUGAAGAUUCGGGGCUGGUCAAGCAGGCGCUCGCGGGCGCCGCCUCGCUGGAUGAUGCCAAGGCCUCGCUGCGCAAGGCCUUCGAGGGCAGGCUGGCGCCUCUGGAAGCUGCCGCGGAGCGAGCGGCGGAGGCGGCGGGCGUGGAGUACGCAGGCAUCGACUGCUCGUUGGCGUCCGCUGCCAACCCGGCCGAGAGCAUGGUGGACGCCUACGAGUCUCUCGGCCUCGGGGGCAUGGGCGGCGCAGGCACGCUGACCAUCUCGGCGAUGAUCACCUCGGUGCUCAAGUCCCUGCCCGUGAGGCGCUGCGGCUACAGCGGGCUGAUGAUGCCCGUGACGGAGGACGCCGGGCUCGCAAGGCGUGCGGUGGAGGGUCGGCUGUCCGUGCAGCAGCUGCUCUUCUACUCCGCGGUGUGCGGCACGGGCAUCGACACCGUGCCCGUGGAGGGCUCCACGAAGCCUGAUCGGCUGGCCGCGGUCUACAUGGACAUGUGCUCGCUGGCCUUCCGCCUUGGCAAGCCGCUCAGCGCGCGGCUGUGGCCAGUCGCGGGCAAGGAGGAGGGUGACAUGACCGAGGUGGACAACCCCUUCUUCGUGAACUCGAGGGUGCUCUCUGUGGACCCCGUCGCUCCGCGGGGUUCUGCGGGCCUGGGCCCGUCAGCGCCGCAGGCCGUACACGCGGGGCUGUUGGGGGCCAUCUCGGACGGGCUUCAGCCGAAGCAGGCGACCGUGCUGGCCGACACGCCGGAGGCGCUGGUCCUUCGGCUCGACGCGGGCGCCGCAGGGAUCGCACUGGUGCUCCGCAACAGCGGCGCCUGCCGCUGGCCAGCGGACACCCGCCUCUGCCGACUGGGCGAGCACGGGGAGGUGGAGGAGGUUAUCAUGCAGGUCCCCGACGCGCAGCCGGGCGAGUCGGCCACCCUCGUCCUUGCCGAGACCGCUGGGAGGUUCCGCCUCGUGAGCGGCCGCGCGCAGUUUGGCCCAGCGCUAAUCCUUGUGACGUAA
Prorocentrum cordatum is the source of this 1548-nucleotide messenger RNA. The record is from the annotation of a GenBank genome assembly. NCBI's taxonomy places the organism in Eukaryota, Dinophyceae, Prorocentrales, Prorocentraceae.